Messenger RNA from Fukomys damarensis (Damara mole-rat), 979 nucleotides. It is a transcript of the gene Airim, whose product is annotated as chromosome unknown C1orf109 homolog. Lineage: Eukaryota; Metazoa; Chordata; Mammalia; Rodentia; Bathyergidae. The transcript is spliced from 5 exons. Gene Ontology annotation, cellular component: nucleus; cytoplasm. The record is from RefSeq and is a predicted model, not a curated record. Bases 326 to 934 code for a protein of 202 amino acids.
GGGCGGGGGGCGUCGCUGUUUUUGAGUUUGCGCGGAGGGCGUGAGGCACAGUGGUGUUCCGGGCAGGAGUUUAAGAUUUUGAUUCGUUUGCCUUUACAUUUUUCUGUUGGUUUAGAGCUGGUUUAGGUGGCCUCAAAGAAAGGAUACGGAUUACGGUUCCAAAAGCGCUGGCCUGAGGGGAGACGGGCCUCGGGCCCCGGGAAUUCACAGUCUGAAGCAGGGGAUGCUUUAUCCCGAAGGCGCCUUCUCCGAGUCAUAGCCAGGUCACCGUUCCCGGGGUGAGAAGCAGGGGUCCUUAUUCAGAGAGCCGCUUCUGAAGCAGAAGAUGACUCAAGACCAGCAUUUGCUUGCUGUGCAGGAAGCCCUGAAGAAGUGCUUUCCCGUGGUGGAGGAACAGCAGGGCCUGUGGCAGAGCACUCUGCAGGACUGCCAGCCCCUCCUGUCCUCCCUCAGCAACCUGGCAGAGCAGCUGCAGGCCGCAGGGAACCUGCGAUUUGAGGAUGUGCCUGCACUUCGGGACUUCCCAGACUUACAGGAGCGGCUGAGACGCAAGCAACUGGAGGCUGGUGACACGGUUCUGGACAAGCUGGAGGAGAAGCUAGAUACCCUUCUCAGUGUGCGUGACACGGUCAGCAGCCAUGUGGAGCGCGUGUUUCAGACCUAUGAGCAGCAUGCAGGCGCUGUUGGCAUCGAUGCUGUCCUUCGGCCCUCAGUUGUGAGUCCCUCCGUGGCAGAUAUGUUGGAAUGGUUGCAAGAUAUCGAGAGACACUACCGAGGUUCGUACCUGAAGAGAAAGCACCUCCUCUCUUCCGUCCAGUGGGGAGACUUGGCAGGCAUUCAAGCAUUACCCACAGCCUGGAACCGAAUUUCAGAGGAUGAGCAAGACCUUGUGCAGGAUAUCCUAUUGAGUGUAUCUUUCUUCCUGGAGCAGUAAGGAAGCCGUGUGUUUAUCUGGAGACCGAGGGCCACUGUUGAAGAC